CGAGCUGACUGCGUGUUGGGGGUUGAUGAGAGGAGAUCAGGGUUUUUUUGAUGUAGCACAGAAACAAGCCUCACACGCGUUCAUUCGUUCCCUCAGUCAGCCAACCAGCCUGCCACACAGCGAGACAGACAAAGAGGAGCAGCAUCCUGCAAGAGGACCGCACGCUCCCGGGGGAUGGGGCACCAUACCCCUGCAUCGCGUUGGGGGUGUCGGAGGAGGCACAGGAGAGCCAUUCAGAGGAGUCGAGGGUCAAAGGUGAGAAGAGCAGAGGGCACCAUGGAGAGUGAACCCGGGGCCCCUGCCUCUACGGCUGGUGGUACUGGGACUGUUUCCACUACCAGCAGCUCCUCAACCACCACCCCCACCCCAACCAGCAGCUCCUCUGGUGCCACGGCUGUUAGCACUACUUCUAACACUACAACCACUGCCUCUACCACAUCAGGCAGCAGCAACACCAGUGUUAGUAACAGCAGUAGUAGCGCUACAAGCAGUGCUACCAGUAGCAGCGGUUCAGCAGGAAGACAGGCGGUGUCACAGAUAUCCAUCUAUAGUGGCAUACCUGACCGACAGACUGUACAGGUUUUUCAGCAGGCGUUACACAGACAGCCCAACACAGCAGCACAGUACCUGCAGCAGAUGUACGCUGCCCAGCAGCAGCAUCUGAUGCUGCAAACUGCAGCCCUCCAGCAGCACAGCCUGAGCACCGCCCAGCUGCAGAGCUUAGCGGCCGUACAGCAGGUCAGCAAACCAGCCUCUCCGGCCAGUAUUGCAGCUGGCAGGCAGAGCUCCACACAGAAUGGCACUUCAUCACAGCAAACUGGCUCUACUCAAGCUACAAUAAACCUGACCACAUCCCCAGCAGCAGCACAGUUGAUUAGUCGGGCCCAGAACAUAAGCUCCACCCCCACCAGUAUCUCCCAGCAAGCUGUUCUGCUCGGCAGCCAGUCCGGAGCCACUCUCACGCCCAGCCAGGCCCAGAUGUACCUACGGCAGCAGAUGGCUCAGCAGAGUAACCUGGUGCAGGUGGCCAGGAGUCUGGGCCGGGCCGUUCCUUUGCCCCAGCAGCUCAUCUUCACCCCAGCUGCCACAGUGACGGCUGUCCAGUCUGAGAGUGCCACACAAGCCUCCUCACAGAACCAGGUUCAGAAUUUGGCUAUUCGUGGCCAGCAGGGGGCGACCACAUCCUCCUCUCAGACUCAGACCCUUCCUCUCAGCCUGAAGCAGAGCCCAGUACCUAUUCAACCAGCUUCACUUGUGAAGAAUCCCAGCCAAGGGACCCAGACCUCCUUAGCUGGGAAGUCCAGUCCCUCUGAGAUUCCCUUAGAUGGAGGAAAGAAAGGAGACGGUCCCGCCGUCUCAGAAGUUCGAGCCAUAAAUAUGAGCCGCAGCAUCACAGCUGUGAAUGCUCAGCCUCUUAUCGCACCUGCUUACACCCAGAUUCAGGCUCAUCCUCUGGUUCAGCAGCACAAACAGCAGCAGCAGUUCGUAGUCCAGCAGAGCCAAGGUUCCCAAAGGACAACAGGCCAGCUGCUGCAGACUUCCUCCAUUCAGGCAUCACAGGCCCCUGUGCCUGUUCUACCCAAGCCUGCGCCUCAGCAGCCCUCCACUCCCAGCCAGCAGGCCACCAUCUUCCACUCCACCCUCAGCCCUCAUGCUCUUCACUCCUCACUUAACCAAGCCAAGGCUCAGCCAGUCCAACUCACAGCGAUCAACCUGCAAAUACAGCCAACGACCCCACGACCUGUUCAGGACAUUAAAGAUAAGCCAACCUCGUUAGUAGUUAGAGAGACGUGUCAGACACCAUCGAAUCAGCAGCAGCAAAGACCUGCAUCUUCUCCAUCACAGCCCUUCAAGCCUGCAGAUCAGCCAAAGGUUAACGCUGCCACCCCACCUGUUCCAGCACAAGGCGGCUCAGCCAAGAGGCCAAGUGUAACGCAUGGGACCCCACCUCCAGCUAUGACCUCUGGAAAUGAGAGCGAAGCGCCCACCGUGACGGGCAGCGCGCCGCAAAAUGGAGAGAACAAACCGCCCCAGGCCAUCGUCAAACCCCAGGUCCUCACACAUGUCAUCGAAGGCUUCGUCAUCCAGGAGGGAGCGGAGCCAUUUCCUGUGUGUGUGGAGCGUCUGCCGAUUCUCAUCGAUAGCCCAAAGAAACUGGAUCAUCAGCUGUCCUCAGACCCAGACAAAACUCCCCUCAGCAAUGCAGCGAACAGCGACUCCGAGCCUGAGGACAUGAACCAACCAGAAAAAGAAGAACCCAAGCUGACCUGUGAGUACUGCGGCUGCGUGGAUUUUGCGUACACCUUCAAGGGAUCGAAGAGGUUCUGCUCUGUGGUUUGUGCAAAAAGGUACAACGUGGGCUGUACAAAACGGGUUGGACUUUUUCGUCCUGAGAAGAAUAAAUCAAGUCGGUGGCGUAAAAGGUCUCAUGGACGUUCCAGUAUAGAAGCAAAGAAGCAGAAAAUGUCCCUGUCACCCCAGCAGCCUCAGGGAGGCUCUAUAUCCUCGCCACAUGCCUCUCAGCCCAGUCAGGAGGAGUCCAGCCCGUGUUCAGACAUGUCCAGCUACGAAGAGCCACCAUCUCCCAUGUCAGCAGCCAGCUCAGGACCCCGCGCUCCCGCUCCGACCUCAGCCCAGGUCCCCGUCCACCGACAAGCAAGCAAGUCCUCAGAGCAAGAGAGCUGCGGCGCAAGAGAUGUACCCUCAAUCGGCGAUCGCUUCAUGCCCAAUGACCCCACCAAGUGGAACGUAGAAGAGGUUUAUGAGUUCAUCUGUUCUCUCCCAGGUUGUCAAGAGAUUGCUGACGAGUUUCGCUCUCAGGAGAUCGACGGACAGGCAUUGCUCCUGUUGAAGGAGGACCACCUAAUGAGCACUAUGAACAUUAAACUGGGACCUGCACUUAAGAUAUUUGCACGCAUCAACAUGCUCAAAGACUCAUAGCAAGUGUUGUGUGUGAAUUGAGGUGACGGCACUAGCAGCACUGAUUGCUCAGUAACUCGGACUUCUCAGCACUACUGGACCACUUCCUCUAUCAACACAAAUGAACUCAUCCUGCUUCUACUUCACCAGCCUGUAGUAAUCGGAGUCAUUUUGUCAUAUUUCUGCAGGCGUGGAUUAAAAAAAAAAAGAGCCUUACAGGGUCAUUUAGUGCUUAGAUUUGAAAAGUUGUGGUUAAGGUCAAAUCACGCAACUUCAAAAACAAACUAAAAAUGCCUAGCAUUUCUAAUGUACUGUCAGGAAGCUAAAAAGUGCUGGUUAAUCUGUACGAGUAAGAAAACCCACCUGAUCAGUGUUACGUUACCACCAUUAGCUAUACUUUAUUCAGUAAACCAGGAUUUUGCUCCACAACACCAAGCCUGAAACGGGAAAAAUAAAAACCAGUUUACAAAAGAGAACAGAUGUAAAAGUAAGCAGUGCUGGAGUACCCUACCUGCUCAGUUGUGCCUGGGUUUGCUCACGCUGCAGCACAAUCUGUGCUCAUCUGUGGCAUUGUGAUAAGCACGGGUGAAGUCUGAAUUUAUUAUAAAGUUCAUGUUUUGUACAGUUUUGUUGGUGUGUGAAAGAAAGAGAUGGCUGAGAGUCUGAGAACAGAAGAUUGCAUUUAAUCAUUGGUGUUAUGUUUUUUUUUCUUAAUUCAAUAGAGGGGCUCCUUUUUACUUUGUCUAACAAAAAACAGCCCACAGCUAUCAAAGAGCAAAACUGGAAUGAAUGCAGAGGGGGAAAAAAAAAACAAUUUUAGGAGCCUCUUUUGUGUCAUUUUUCAUUUCAGUGGGUGGGUUUAAAAUACUUACAAAUGAUCUUUUUCAGAAUUAUUAAGAUAUGGCAUUAAUUUUCUGACUCAGGUUUCAAAGACACUAAUUUAUACAAGGAACAAAAUGGUUUGCUGCUCUUGACAAAACCUGAUUUAUCUUUUUAUUUUGGUCAUCUUUAUGCACAAUAUGUUGUGGUGUGCAAUUGUUUAACAAUGCAAGUUUGUCCAUGUAAAGCAGUUCAUUUAUGGAAAAGCUUGGUACUGUUCUUUCUAUAAGUUAUCAUUUUUAUUUUAAGAAAUUGUUAAUACCAUUUUAAUAUUUUGAUAUAUGCAAAUUUAUAAAAUGCCAUUGCGUUCCUUUAUUUCACGUCUUUUUUAACAAAAAAAAAACGUUUUCUUUGUGUGAUAGAAAAUGAACUUUUUUAGAUAAUUCUUUGUCAAAAGCUUGUAUUUAUGAAAAUGGUUU
Molecule: messenger RNA, 4217 nt
Organism: Cyprinodon variegatus (sheepshead minnow)
Lineage: Eukaryota; Metazoa; Chordata; Actinopteri; Cyprinodontiformes; Cyprinodontidae
Gene: phc2b
Product: polyhomeotic-like protein 2
Exons: 15
Coding region: 175-2940 (921 amino acids)
Cellular component (GO): PRC1 complex; nucleus
Molecular function (GO): zinc ion binding; protein binding
Source: RefSeq, a predicted model, not a curated record